Truncatella angustata is the source of this 1005-nucleotide messenger RNA. RefSeq lists its product as uncharacterized. The transcript has 3 exons. Lineage: Eukaryota; Fungi; Ascomycota; Sordariomycetes; Amphisphaeriales; Sporocadaceae. The coding region runs from base 1 to 1005 and encodes 334 amino acids. Gene Ontology annotation, molecular function: dioxygenase activity. The record is from RefSeq and is a predicted model, not a curated record.
AUGCCUGAAACCACCCCAGUGGUGGUUGCCUCCUUGAGAACCAUUGACUUUUCGAAGUUGAUGGAUCGAGACUCUUUGGAGAUGAACAAAUUGAUUCUAGCGUGUCAAGAAGUUGGUUUUUUCUUCUUGAAUCUAAACUCCCCGGGUUGCCAGAGUCUGCUUUCCAACUUGGAUAAUGUUUCUCAACAUAUGAAAGAAUGGUUCGAGCAAGACAAAGUCGCCAAAAUGAAGACGGUAACGGUCAGCAAUUCACAUGGAUAUAAGCCGGUUGGCCAUCACGCUGGAGUCGGAAAGAAUAGAGACGGCUGGGAAGCAUUGAAGCUCGGACGCUCAGAACUGCGUGGUCGCUGGGCUUUGCCGUCAGUAGUCCGAGAGAAUCUGUCGCAUUUCUCUGACUUCCAAGACGCGUGCCAUUUUGUCACCAAGCUCUUGCUUGACUGCAUCUCAUCAAAGCUUGAACUCCGAGGAAAUUAUAGCCUCCAACAGUACCAUCGCGAUGACGCGCCAUCCAAAAGCUCUCUGUUUUUCAAUCACUAUCCUACCCUAGACACGGCCAAGGAAGAGGUAGGCCAGAACCAGCACACUGAUCUUGGCUCUCUCACACUGUUGUUUGCCCCACAAUGGGGCCUCCAAGUCCUCUCGCCUGUCGAUUUUCUAUGUCUCGAAACUGGGGAACAAAUGCAAUGGCAAAGCGUCGAGCCUCGGGCGGGCCAUGCUAUUGUCAACGUCGGCGAUACCCUUCGAUUCCUGUCCAACUACAGACUUCGUUCCGCACUUCAUCGUGCUCUGCCACUCGAGUCAUGUGAUCGAUACAGCAUCGCAUACUUCUUGAGACCAAGUGAUGACAGUGAGUUUCAAGACAGCAUGGGGAAGACUACAACCGCUGUCAACUGGUACCUCCAGAAAAACGAGACAUACGAAUCGCAUGAAAAGCAAGACGAGUUGAUCUUGCUUGGUGGAAUUAAGGAAUUAAUUCAUAAGGCACCCAUCUGUGUGGAUGUCUAG